This is a messenger RNA of Phanerochaete carnosa HHB-10118-sp, 1650 nucleotides long. RefSeq lists its product as uncharacterized. The record is from RefSeq and is a predicted model, not a curated record. Lineage: Eukaryota; Fungi; Basidiomycota; Agaricomycetes; Polyporales; Phanerochaetaceae. The coding region runs from base 1 to 1650 and encodes 549 amino acids. The transcript has a single exon.
AUGCGUGAACUCAAGGGCCGGCUCUUGUCCACUCACUCAAUGAAGCCCUCAGACAACCUGGCGCUCAUGGAGCAACUGAGCGGCAUUGCAGCAAAGGUGUCCUCUCUCACCAACAAGUGCCAGAAGGCUCUCGAUGCCCCAGCUCAUCCCCCCAUGGGCUUACAAGGUUCGCUCCAUGCCUCUGCCCGAACGGCUUUGGAACAGAACCGAGGGAAGAAAUGCCCGGCUAUCUUUCUGAGUGACCCACCUGCUCCGAGUGAACUGCCUGCUAAGAGGCAGGCCACCGACGGCGAGAGUCAACGUGUCCAGGACCCACACGCCAUCCUACGAGACUGGAAAUGGGGCAAGAUCGCAGCUAUUGGCCCCCUCAUGGACGCAUGCAAGGGUUGCAUGCCCCCAGAGUCGGCGUUGGCUCUUACAAAGAUCUUUGAGUUCCGCCCUAGGAAGAGUGGGCCCCCACCAGGUGUGCCGACCCCCGCCACGUACGCAGCAACAACGAGUGGGCAGCUACAGACAGGUGGAACUCAGCCGCCCUCAGCUCGUCCUCCUACCCCUGCACCCACCAAGGCUGCGUCUGCUCAGCCCAAGCCCAAGCUGAAGGCUCUGGUGGUCCAUGUAGCGGCAUCGUGGGAGCUCACAAAGAUUCUGCAAGUUGUCUUCUCAACGGUGGUUACGAACCUGGCUCAUCGUCGCGAGGAGGGUGACGUCUGCAUAUGGGUUUGCGACUGGCUCCAGCAUAUUGGCGAGGAGCCCAAUGAGGUCAUUGGGCUCAACUGGCACAAUGGUGGCGUCCAUGUAGACAUUCGUUUCCAAUCUCGCCUGACGGUGGCAAUGCACGACUCCUUGAACAAAGGCGCAGACUGGUUCGCAAACACCACUGGAGUGACAUGUGCAGCCACAGUCAACUUCUACAUGCCCAUUACACGUAUCACGGUGAAAGCCCUGCGAACUCAUCACAAGGUCACUAACCAGGAGCUGCCGAUAGAGGCAAUUGUCUCUGCCAUCGCGCAGGAAAACCCAUGGAUCGCGGACAGGUUGCUGCACCACAUCCAGUCCCCGAAACCGUUCUGGAUGGACUCCAGAGGAGGCUCGGGCAUGUUUGUUUUUGCAGCCUAUGACAAUUGCGAUGGCAUGAUCAGUGAGGGGUGGUGCAAGAGGAGGCUCUGUGUGUUCGGGGUCAACCACAACAUUCAGCAUCACGACAUCGCCCUGUGGGUUUCACUCUGUAACCAGUGCUGGCACUGGGAGCACACUGGAGGAGCAUGCCGGGCGAACAAGCUCUUUUGCUCGAGGUGCUCGCUACCUCACAUCGACGUGGAUCAUUCCCGGUUCUGCAUCCACCCGCAGUGCCAGCAGGCAUGUCUCUCUACUAUGGAGGCACAAACCUUCUGCGAGCAUGUCUAUUGCGCAAGUUGUGACAGCGUUGAGCAUGCGCUGUCAUCUCAGGAGUGCUCCUACAGCUGCCACGCGGGUGACCGGGAUGCAAAGAAGUGGUUCUCAAAGAACCCCGCCCAGUUUUCUGCGCAGGAUAUGCGUCAACGUGGAAAGGAAUAUGAUGGAGAAGUUGCCGUCGGGGCUGAGAGACAAUGCAGGCAGGCUCUGGUGGCUGUAGAGGGUGCGCCGGAGCUGGACGAUGUGAUGCCUUCUUAA